Messenger RNA from Pimephales promelas (fathead minnow), 564 nucleotides. The record is from RefSeq and is a predicted model, not a curated record. NCBI's taxonomy places the organism in Eukaryota, Metazoa, Chordata, Actinopteri, Cypriniformes, Leuciscidae.
UGCGAGUGCAUCAGUUCAGAAGCUUAGAGAGAAAAUGGCUGUAAUCGAGUCACUUCUGCAGUUUCUCAGCACAGGAACAUUACUGGGCGCUUUGCUGUUGCUUCUGGUUCUGUAUUUGCUUUCCUCUGGAUCCAGAUCUCAGAAAGAGGGGAAAGAGCCACCGGGACCCAAACCUCUGCCGCUGCUGGGGAACCUGCUGACCCUUGACCUCGAGAGACCCUUUGACACCUUUUUUGAGCUGUCCAAAACCUACGGAAACAUAUUCCAAGUGUGUUUGGGUCCCAGAAAAUUUGUUGUUUUAGUUGGGUACAAAACUGUCAAAGAUGCUCUCGUGAACCAUGCAGAAGAGUUCGGCGACAGAAAAACUGAACUUGGUUUCAGGAUAAUGCAUGGCGAACAUGGAAUCCUCUUUUCCAAUGGAGAAAACUGGAGAGAGAUGCGACGCUUCGCUCUCAGCAACCUGCGGGACUUCGGGAUGGGCAAGAGAGGAAGUGAAGAGAAAAUCAUAGAGGAAAUUCACUAUCUGAAAGGAGAGUUUGAUAAGUUUGAAGGUACAAGCUGAAA